AUGGCGGAGAUCAAAGCUACCCGCCCGCAUUGUGUCAUUGUUUAUGAUAGAGUGGUUGAGGCGAAUAGAGAACGCAAGAUCGAGGAAUGCUUGAUGUCCUAUGCUCGCUCAGACGCGGUUCGUGAAGAUCAAUUAAUUAUAAUGCAGUUCGAGACUCGAGGCUCAUUGGAGAUGAUGCAGACGUCGGCUUAUCAGUUAUCGACGAGAUGA
Molecule: messenger RNA, 210 nt
Organism: Perkinsus marinus ATCC 50983
Lineage: Eukaryota; Perkinsozoa; Perkinsida; Perkinsidae
Exons: 2
Coding region: 1-210 (69 amino acids)
Source: RefSeq, a predicted model, not a curated record